AUGGCAAAUCGACCUCGAUCUCUCGAUAGCCACGUCUUCACCAUCGAGGAUCUCCAGGCGCUGGGCUCUAAAAAGCUCCCGAAAACGUAUCGUGAAUACUACAACGAAGGCGCCAUGGAUAUGAUAUCAUUACGCGACAACAUCGCCGCUUACGACCGGUAUCGGAUCCUGCCACGCGCUUUGCGAAACGUCCAAUGUGUUGAUACCUCGACGACCCUCUUUGGCUGUCGGGUCACCUUCCCCCUGGGCAUCAGUCCCUCGGCCAUGCACAAGCUCGCGCACCCCGAAGGGGAACUGGCAACGUCGCGGGCGGCGACGAACAUGAACGUCAGCAUGUGUUUGUCGUCGUACGCAACUACCUCGCUGGAAGACGUGGCGGCGCAGGGCCGCGGCAACCCGUACAUGAUGCAGAUUUGUGUGCUCAAGGACCGGAACAGGACCGCGCAGCUUUUGGAGAGGGCUGAAGCGGCUGGCUACAAGGCCAUCUUUCUGUCAGUCGACGUCCCCGUCCUGGGCAGGCGUCUCAACGAGUUCCGCAACAACUUCACAUUACCCAACGACCUGAGUUUCCCCAAUAUCCUGUCUUCGGGCCACGACGAGUUUGCCAAGGAAGAAAGCUCGCAGGACUACGAUUCAAGUCUGGAGUGGGCGGAAAUCAUCCCCUGGUUGAAGGGGAAGACGAGGAUGCAAAUCUGGUUGAAAGGCAUCCUCAGCCCGGCCGACGUCUUACUUGCCAUCGACCACGGCGUGGACGGCGUUUUGAUCUCCAACCACGGCGGUCGCCAGCUCGACGGAGUCCCUGCCACCCUGGAUUGCCUGAGGGAGUGUGCACAAGUGAGCCGGGAUCGAAUCCAGAUGGCUGUCGACGGGGGAAUCCGUCGUGGUUCAGACAUGUUCAAAGCCAUCGCACUCGGAGCGCAGCACUGUUUCGUCGGCAGGGUCCCGAUCUGGGGACUUGCGUACAACGGACAGCAGGGGGUCGAGCUGGGCUUGAAGCUUCUCUUGGACGAGUUUCGCACGACUAUGGCACUUGCAGGAUGUCGCACGGUCGGCGAGAUCACACCAGAGCACCUUACCUAUCUUGAGCCGGGAGGUCGACUGCACAGGUUGUAG
Fonsecaea pedrosoi CBS 271.37 is the source of this 1113-nucleotide messenger RNA. RefSeq lists its product as uncharacterized. The record is from RefSeq and is a predicted model, not a curated record. Lineage: Eukaryota; Fungi; Ascomycota; Eurotiomycetes; Chaetothyriales; Herpotrichiellaceae. The coding region runs from base 1 to 1113 and encodes 370 amino acids. The transcript has 9 exons. Gene Ontology annotation, molecular function: FMN binding; oxidoreductase activity.